GUUAGAAUGGAAAAGCGCUAAACUGUCCAAAGGACGGUUUUCCACGUAAGGAAUGGAAAUUGUAGCGGAAAUAGAAGAGCUUGACAACCCGCUUUCAGAAUCUUAUUCCUUCAGGAGCAUAAAAGUGAGUGUUUUGGCUUUGGGUUGGUUUGCAAAGGCGGGGGCGCCGGGAGUCGGACACUGACCGUAAGACUUUUAAAACUUGAUUUUAAAAGAUUAGACUUACAGAAACAUGGCAAGAAUAGCAUCAAGAAGCAGAUUCGACCAUUGUUAACCUUUUGCUGAAUGUGUUUUAUCCAUUUCUGUCUGUAAGCCCUCAACACACACACACACACACACACUGGUUGAGAGCAACUUAUUUCUCAAGAACAAGGAUGUGCCCAUCCCUAACCACAGUGCAGUUAUCACAAUCAGGAAACCUGACCUUGCUAUAACCCGAUUACGUGACCUGCAGACCUUUUGCAAGUUUUGCCAGUUAUGUCAGUUCUGUCCUCUAUUGCAAAAUUUUCCUUUCCAGUCCAGGAUCCAGCCUCAGCUCCUGCAUGGCAUUUAGUCUCAUGUCAUUUCGGUCUCAAUCUGAACCCGUGUCUCAUUCCCAAAGCGCUAAACUCCCCACUUCCUCGUUCACUUCCUACUCGAACAGAGAAACAGGAGCCAUUGGAAGGGCAUUUUCUCCAUUUCUCUUUACUCGCCUGCUUAUCACUGAGUCCAUCAUCUCCUUCUCCCUCCUUCCAAUAGAGACCGUGUCCUUCGCCUUAGCUAAUGCCCAUCCGUCCACUCCCCUCAGGUUUUGCCUCCCACGUUCUCAAGACCCUCACAGCCCUUCGUGAUGCUUCUCCCCCCUACGUCUCUAGCCCUUUCCGCUGCACCGGAUUCGUCCCAUCAUUGAUUUGUUCCUUCAGCAAAUAAGUUUGAGCGUCUGCUGUGCGUCUGGCCAUCUUCAAAGCGCUGGGCAUAAAGCCGUGAGGGAGAGAGACAUGCUCUCUACCUUGACGGAGCUUUCAGAUACGCUCAUACCUCACACGUGGAAGAAAACACGACAGAAGACAACUUGUCCCCUUCACGCCAAACUCAAAGAGAUAGUUACACUUAGGCUUUCUCGCCAUUCACCCACACUCGUCACCUCAUUCUAGUCUGGCUUCCGGCCCAUCACUGUUGAAGUGGAACUUGCUAAAUCAUCAGUGACAUCCAUGUUGAAAGUCUAGUGACCAUAUGAAGUCUACAGCUUACGUAGCAUUUGACCCCGCAGCUGCUCUACUUAAAGAACGCUUCCCAAGCAAUCAGGAAGAGUGCAUGGCUCUUAAGGGAAGAAGUUAAGCUGCGGCUCAGAGUCAAAAUACAGUGUCCAAAACCAGAGGCCUAACGCAGAUCGCUUCAGUGUCUGAACUGAGGAAAAAGUUUGGUCAAGAGUAGACGAAAGAAUGUGGUGUUUCACACCAGGAAAUGGGAGGGAUGAUUCUGUUCUCCCUUCAGACCAUUUCAUUGUCCUACGCUUCUCAUAAACGUGAACAUUUCCUCUCAAGCAAACUACUUCAUAGGGCGAUCAACCGAAGAAAUAAUGACGGGUUCGGAUGCUGAAGGAAACACUGGACAGCGCAGUAGCAGAACAUUCUCUCGGAUGGCGCUAAUUGAAACCCCACUAAACUCUAGCUUAUGGGUUUGUCAUGGAUGCGGUCAUGUAAAGCAGGCUGAGGGGCACGGGGAGCGUCUGUAGGGUGGGCGUGGGGUUUACAUUUUAAGUAAUGUGGUUAGGUCUCACGGAGAAGGCAACGGUUAAGCAAAAAACUGGAGGCAGCGAGGGAGUUGGCCAUGCAAAUAUCUGGGGGACGAGCGUUCCAGGCAGAGGAACAGCCAGUGCAAAGGCCCUGAGGAAGAGUGUGCCUGGAGUGUAUGAGGGCAAGCAAGGAGGCCGGUAUGGCUGGAGCCGACUGGCGAAGGGGGAGUGACAGGAAAUGAGGGCAGGGAGGUUAACGGGGCACCAGCAAAUAUGGAGGCCAUUGUAGGCCGCUGUGGAUUCUAACUUUCAAGCGAAAUUGGGAGCCACCGUAGAGUUUUCAGCGGAGGCAUGACAUGACCUGGCUUCAAUUUUCAAAGGAUCACGGGGUGCUACUGGGUUGGGAACAGACCCAAGGGCGACAGAUAGCAGCAGGCUGUUGCAGUGAGGCAAGCAAGAUAGGAGUGAUGGUGGCUUUGUUGGAUCUUGGUAGCAGUUGAGGAGGAGGUAGUAAGAAGUGAUCAAAUUCUGGUUAUGUUUUGAAGGGAGAAUGAACAGGAUUUGCUGAUGAAGCGGGUACACUGGAAAGGGUUGAAUUGCUGCUGAUUAAAAUGGGGAAGCAUUGUGAAGAGCAACUGUUUUCAGCCAGUUAUUUCCUUCGUACUCACUGCCCUGGACUGUUCGGUCUCACUCUUUACUUAGGAAGGCAUCGGGAGGAGCCCCAAUCCAGAUCUAAAGAUGUUCGCACGCAAGCCAUGUACCAGAUGAUGGAUCAAGGCUUUGUAGGACUUAUUUUUUCCUGUUUCAUAGAAGAUAAAAACACAAAGACUGGCCGCGUCCUCUACACUUGCUUUCAAUCCAUUCAGGCCCAGAAGAGCUCAGAGUAUGAGAGGAUCGAAAUCCCCAUCCAUAUUGUGCCUCAUGUCACCAUUGGGAAAGUGUGCCUCGAAUCAGCAGUCGAGCUGCCCAAGAUCCUGUGCCAAGAGGAGCAGGACGCGUAUAGGAGGAUCCACAGCCUUACACAUCUGGACUCAGUCACCAAGAUCCAUAAUGGCUCAGGCUUCCCUCUGGCUUAUGGAUCCAGGGAUGUUCACGAUGGCCUCAGAAUAGUGUUUACCAAGAAUCUGUGCAGCCAGAUGUCAGCGGUCAGCGGGCCUCUCCUACAGUGGUUGGAGGACAGACUGGAGCAAAACCAGCAGCAUCUGCAGGAGUUGCAACAAGAAAAGGAAGAGCUGAUGCGAGAACUUUCUUCUCUAGAAUAAAGUGGGAGACAAAAUGGGGAAAGAUGAAAACAUCCUGGCGUUAAAUUAAUAAUGCUAAAUCAAUUUCGAAGAAAAAGUCAGAGGACUCACAUUACCUGACUUCAAGACUUCUCAUAAAGCUAGAGAAAUCAAGACGGUGUUGCGUAUGCCCAACUGAUUUUGACAAAGGUACAAAAGCAAUUCAAUGGAGGAAGAAUAGUCUCUUCAACAAAUGAUGCUGGAUUAAUUAGACACCCACAGGCCAAAAAAAUGAACUUUGACCUAAACCGCACACCUUAUACAAAAAUUAACUGAAAAAUGUAAUCAUGGACUUAGAUGUAAGAAUGUAUGUCUUAUACAAAAAUUAACUGAAAAAUGUAAUCAUGGACUUAGAUGUAAGAUGUAAAACCAUAAAGCUUUUAGAAACAAAAUCAUGGGAAAAUCUUUAGGAUCUUGGGCUAGGCAACAAGUUCUUGGCCUUCACCCCAAAAGCACAAUCCUAAAAGGAAAAGGUUGAUAUAUUGGACUUCAUCAAAAUGAACUUUUGCUCUGUGAAAAAAAUUUAAGAGGAGGAAAUUGUUGAGAGAAUUAUUUGCAAAGCAUCUAUUUGAUCAAUCUAGAAUAUAUAACAGUAAAACAAACAAUCCAGUUAGAAAAUGAGCAAAAGACAUGAAUUGACAUUUUACUAAAGAUGAGCUAUGGAAUGCAAGUAAGCACAGAAAAAGAUGUUCAACUUCAUUAGUCAUCAGAGAAUGCAAAUUCAAAUCACGAUGAUUUAUGACUGCUUCUCAGACUGGCUAAAGAAAAUAUAUUGAAAAUACCAGAUGCUGUUGAUCAUACCAAGUGGAUCUCUCACGCAUGGCCAAUAGGAAUGUGGAUCAACACAGCCACUCAGGAGAAGAGUCUGGAGGUUUUAAUGAAGUUAAGCAUACACGUAUCAUAGGACCCAGCAGUUGAACUCUUGGACAUUUAUCACAGAGGAAUGAAAGCCUGUGUUGGCAGGGAAACUUGUACACAAAUAUCCUUAGCAGCUUUAUUUGUAAUAGCCAAAAACUGGAAGCAACCCAGAUGUCCUGCAAUUGAGUGAGUGAUUAAACCAACCAUCCAUAGCACGGAAUGCUACUGUUCAAUGCAAAGGAGUAGAGUAUUGAUAUACACAAGAUGGAUGGACCUCAAGGGUAUCAUGAUGAAUAAAAAAGCCAUUCUCAAAAAGUAAUAUACCAUAUGAUUGCAUUUAUAUAACAUUCUGGAAAUGACAGAAUUAUAGAAAUGAAGAACAGAUUAUUGGUAGCCAGGGGUCAGGGACUGGCAGGGGUGUGGGGUAUGUACGACCAUAAUGGGAAUAACACAAGGAAUUCCUCCACGCUGACGGAACAGUUCUGUAUCUUGAUUGUGGUAUUAGUUAAAUGAAUUCAUAUCUGUGCUAAAACUACACAGACCUACACAUACCCACAAAUGAAUGCAUGUAAGAUCUGAUGACUCUGGAUAAGGUCUGCUGUCUAGUAAGGAGUAUUGUACCAUUUUCAAUAUGGUUUUGAAGUUGUACUAUACUUAUACAAGAUCUUACUACUGGGGAACCUGGGCGAAGGGUACAUAGGACUCACUGUACUAUGUUUGCAACUUCCUGUAAUCUGUAAUCAUUGCAAAAUAAAAAGUAAGUACUAAA
This is a messenger RNA of Pteropus alecto (black flying fox), 4621 nucleotides long. RefSeq names its product BRCA1/BRCA2-containing complex subunit 3 (gene BRCC3). The record is from RefSeq and is a predicted model, not a curated record. Gene Ontology annotation, cellular component: BRCA1-A complex; BRISC complex. Gene Ontology annotation, biological process: double-strand break repair. Gene Ontology annotation, molecular function: polyubiquitin modification-dependent protein binding; metallopeptidase activity; cysteine-type deubiquitinase activity. Bases 2326 to 2976 code for a protein of 216 amino acids. Lineage: Eukaryota; Metazoa; Chordata; Mammalia; Chiroptera; Pteropodidae. The transcript has 11 exons.